Molecule: messenger RNA, 1500 nt
Organism: Cladophialophora bantiana CBS 173.52
Lineage: Eukaryota; Fungi; Ascomycota; Eurotiomycetes; Chaetothyriales; Herpotrichiellaceae
Exons: 1
Coding region: 1-1500 (499 amino acids)
Biological process (GO): regulation of DNA-templated transcription
Molecular function (GO): DNA-binding transcription factor activity
Source: RefSeq, a predicted model, not a curated record
AUGGUCGACCAUCACGAUCAAGGACAUGGCCGCCACCACCAGCAGCACCAGCAGCACCAGCAGCAGCAACAAGAUGCCGAAACAGGGAAGGCCGACACCAAUCAUGACCACAACCACAACCAUAGCCACAACAAAACCCGUGGACCGCGAAAACCCUACGUCCGAUUAGUCACCGACAAGCGACGGGAGCAGAACCGCCGCGCGCAAAAGGCUUAUAGGGAGAGGCUGAAGAAGAAGCUCGAGGUUUUGGAAGAGCAGGCUUCUUCUACUCUAUCCCACUCCACCCACAGCCAUCACCCCAGAAAGUCCGGCCAUGAGCUUGACGCGGACUUGGACACCGACAUCCGUGUCGAGGAUGACGACCAUGGCCAUGUCGACUCUCGCGCCCUACCCUCUUCCAAGCCAGCGUAUACACCCGCUGCCGCUUUUGGCCCGCGGCCGUGGGUUAUAAACCUGGCGGAAGCGUUUGUCGCUGCCGGGGACUUGCCCCUCGGACAGGGUUCAUUCCCUGGCAUCCAGUUGCAACUAGGCCCACAGACGCCGGCGACAGAACCCGAGGUCGAAGAAGUCAUCGAUCAUGUCCACGACGAUUAUGGUGACAUCGACCUGCGGCAGAUCUGGCCAAUGCCGCACACGCAUGUCCUUUCCCAAAAGUCACGCCAGCAUGCUCCCAACCCCCAGCGCGGUUCUACAUCUCUCAUGACCUUGACGCCUCAACGGACACCGACUGGCUUGCAAUGGUUUAGUCCGAAGUCCGCCCAGGCAGACCCAUACAUGAACCAUCUGCACCUUAUCGGCGAAGGCAAUGUGGAAGCCUCUCUCGCCGUCGCUCUUUCAAUCGGCAUCAGCCGCAGUCAGUACUUGAAUGACCACCCGUCACAUUUCCCCGGUUGCUACGUCGCACUCAACAAACCCGACCCGCGCUCCUCCACGAAUUCGUCCGCGCCCCUAACCGUAAACUACAAGUUCGCACAUACCUUCAUGGAUGUCACACCGCAGCUGCAAGAGCAUCUCGACGCAGUGAAGCCGCCCAUGCGACCAACGCCCGCGCAGCUCCUGAACCCACAUCCAAGUUACCUCGACUGCAUUGUGUUCCCCUAUUUCCGUGACCAUGCGGUCCAAGCAUCCGUCGACGGCAUUCUCGAUCAUGCAGAGCUGUUUAUGGACCUGAUGCACGGUGGUUUAGUCUGCUGGGGCGGUAUGUCGGGACUUACCAACAAGCACGGAAAGUCGGCGAAGAGUGGGAAAAGAGACAUGGCCGAAAGCGUGGCCUGGAACACGAGAAGUUGGGAGGCCAAAAAAUGGUUUCUGAAAAAAUGGACUUGGUUGGUCGGCACCGAAGAAGAGGAGGAAGCGAGAGGUGAUGUCGAUGGCAUAUGGAGGGGGAGUCGGUGGUGGUGGGCCAUGCGGGGCGAGGAUGACACCGACGAAGAGGGGCAGGAAAUGGACUCUGCGGGUGCCCGAGUGAGCGAGAUUGACGCUGGCAGCCAUUGUUUGUGA